GCUCCGCCCCCUGUCCCCGGCUCACGUGAUCGCGCCUAGGGAGAAAACGCCUGACCCCAGCCACCGGCCUUCAAGGCAAGGCUUUUUCUUCCUUCGGCUGGUUGGCCUUUCGCCCUUCAGCUACCUGUGCGUCCCUCCGUCCCGUGCCGGGGUCACCCCGGAGCCUGUCCGCCAUGCAGCUCCUGCCUCUAGCCCCAGGUCGGCUCCGGCAGGGCAGCCCCCGCCACCUGCCCUCCUGCAGCCCAGCGCUGCUGCUACUGGUGCUGGGCGGCUGCCUGGGGGUCUUCGGGGUGGCAGCGGGAACCCGGAGGCCCAACGUGGUGCUGCUCCUCACGGACGACCAGGACGAAGUGCUCGGCGGCAUGACACCACUGAAGAAAACAAAAGCUCUCAUCGGAGAGAUGGGGAUGACUUUUUCCAGCGCUUAUGUGCCAAGUGCUCUCUGCUGCCCCAGCAGAGCCAGUAUCCUGACAGGAAAGUACCCACAUAAUCAUCAUGUUGUGAACAACACUCUAGAGGGGAACUGCAGUAGCAAGUCCUGGCAGAAGAUCCAAGAACCAAAUACUUUCCCAGCAAUUCUCAGAUCAAUGUGUGGUUAUCAGACCUUUUUUGCAGGGAAAUACUUAAAUGAGUACGGAGCCCCAGAUGCAGGUGGACUAGAACACGUUCCUCUGGGUUGGAGUUACUGGUAUGCCUUGGAAAAGAAUUCUAAGUAUUAUAAUUACACCCUGUCUAUCAAUGGGAAGGCACGGAAGCAUGGUGAAAACUAUAGCGUGGACUACCUGACAGAUGUUUUGGCUAAUGUCUCCUUGGACUUUCUGGACUACAAGUCCAACUUUGAGCCCUUCUUCAUGAUGAUCGCCACUCCAGCGCCUCAUUCACCUUGGACAGCUGCACCUCAGUACCAGAAGGCCUUCCAGAAUGUCUUUGCACCAAGAAACAAGAACUUCAACAUCCAUGGAACGAACAAGCACUGGCUAAUUAGGCAAGCCAAGACUCCAAUGACUAAUUCUUCAAUACAGUUUUUAGAUAAUGCAUUUAGGAAAAGGUGGCAAACUCUCCUCUCAGUUGAUGACCUUGUGGAGAAACUGGUCAAGAGAUUGGAGUUCACCGGCGAGCUCAACAACACUUACAUCUUCUAUACCUCAGACAAUGGCUAUCACACAGGACAGUUUUCCUUGCCAAUAGACAAGAGACAGCUGUAUGAGUUUGAUAUCAAAGUUCCACUGUUGGUUCGAGGGCCUGGGAUCAAACCAAAUCAGACAAGCAAGAUGCUGGUUGCCAACAUUGACUUGGGUCCUACUAUUUUGGACAUUGCUGGCUAUGACCUAAAUAAGACACAGAUGGAUGGGAUGUCCUUUUUGCCCAUUUUGAGAGGUGCCAGUAACUUGACCUGGCGAUCAGAUGUCCUGGUGGAAUACCAAGGAGAAGGCCGUAACGUCACUGACCCAACAUGCCCUUCCCUGAGUCCUGGCGUAUCUCAAUGUUUCCCAGACUGUGUAUGUGAAGAUGCUUAUAACAAUACCUAUGCCUGUGUGAGGACAAUGUCAGCAUUGUGGAAUUUGCAGUAUUGCGAGUUUGAUGACCAGGAGGUGUUUGUAGAAGUCUAUAAUCUGACUGCAGACCCAGACCAAAUCACUAACAUUGCUAAAAGCAUAGACCCAGAGCUUUUAGGAAAGAUGAACUAUCGGUUAAUGAUGUUACAGUCCUGUUCUGGGCCGACCUGUCGCACUCCAGGGGUUUUUGACCCCAGAUACAGGUUUGACCCCCGCCUCAUGUUCAGCAACCGCGGCAGUGUCAGGACUCGAAGAUUUUCCAAACAUCUUCUGUAGCGACCUCACACAGCCUCUGCAGAUGGAUCCCUGCACGCCUCUUUCUGAUGAAGUGAUUGUAGUAGGUGUCUGUAGCUAGUCUUCAAGACCACACCUGGAAGAGUUUCUGGACUGGCUUUAAGUCCCGUUUGAAAAAGCAGCCCAGUCGGCUGACUUCCUCGUGCAAUGUGUUAAACUGUGAACUCUGCCCAUGUGUCAGGAGUGGCUGUCUCUGGUCUCUUCCUUCAGCUGAUAAGGACACUCCUGAGGUCUUUGCUCUCACCAUAUUCUUUUUGUCCUGGGGCCACAGUUCUUGAUUAUUCCUCAUGUGGUUAAAGUCUGAAUUUGUAAAUCCAUUCAGAUAAAUGGCAGUACUUUAGGGGACACACACACACACACACACACACACACACACACACACACACACACACACACACACACACACACACACACACAGAUACACACACAGAUACACAGAUACACCUUUUGAUAUAUAAGCUUGACCUAAAAUCAAAGGACCUGUGUAGCAUUUCAGAUUGAGCACUUCACUAUCAAAAAUAGUAACAUCACAUGGCUUGAAGAGUAACCAUCAGAGCUGAAUCAUUCGAGUAAGAACAAGUACCAUUGUGAUAGAGAAGUAGAGAUACAUUUUUUUAUGAUGUUCAUCACAGUGUGGUAAGGUUGCAAAUUCAAAACAUGUCACCCAAGCUCUGUUCAUGUUUUUGGGAAUUCUAGGCUGGUGCUGCACUGAAAUAGAGCAGUAAGCUUGUGAUAAAGGCCAAUUCCAGAUAGCUCUUGAAGGUGAUAGCCAUCUACUUUCCAGUGGCUGCCAACCACAGGGAGUGCCGGUUAACCCUGGAAGGAUUGAGCAAGGUCCCUUCUCUUGAGACUCCCCUCUGAGAUCUGAAAAUAAAGUGGCUUAGAAACAUCAGCAGGGAAGAACUGCCAAGAGUUGGUGAGGGUUGUCUCUUAUAGGGUGUUCUGAAGACAGGGCUCUUGAACAGACAGGUGGAAGGGCUAUACCGGGGAUAAAGGAAGGAAGUGCCUGUCCAGCAGGGAGCUUGAAUUUCAGUUCCAUGCAUGAAGUCGUUGGCUCUAAUCUGCAUUUUUCUGCCUUUCUCUUCAUUUGUUUCAAGAUGGAAAAUUUUCUUACAGUUGGUGCAAAGUAUCAACUACUUUACCCUACCUUCUCCCCUUUUAGAUGGGUUCUUCCUGAGUUUUGGAAUAUUGUUAAUUAUCAGUAUUCCCCCUGUCAAAAUCAAAUCUAUUCAGGUUUCUUCACUGUUGAGAAUAUGUAAAUUUUUUUAUUUUUGGUGGGGGGUGACAGAGUCUCGCUAUGUCACCCAGGCUGGAGUGCAAUGGCAUGAUCUCAGCUCACUGCAACCUUUGCCUCCUGGGUUCAAGCGAUUCUGUCUCAGCCUCCUGAGUAGCUGGGAUUAUAGGCACGCACCACUAUGCCUGGCUAAUUUUUUGUGUUUUUAGUAGAGACAAAAUUUCACCAUGUUGGCCACGCUGGUCUUGAACUCCUGACCUUGUGAUCCACCCACCUUGGCCUCCCAGAGUGCUAGGAUUAUAGGCGUGAGCCACCACGCUUGGCCGAGAACACCUAAAUUUUUAUGUUUCUUGACUCAAAAACCAGUUCCAUUUCUAAUGUUUUCUUCACAAGAAGGCUAAUUGGUGGUGAGACAGCAGGGGAGGAGGAAGAGCUGUGGUUUACAACUUGUUCAACUCAGGCAAUAAGCGAUUUUAGCUAUAUUUAAAGUCUUCUGUCCAGCUUUAAGCACUUUGUAAGACAUGGCUGAAAGUAGCUUUUCUAUCAGAAUUGCAGAUAGUCAUAUUGGGCUAAUAGCCAUUGGAUUUAUUCCUUUACCUCACAUGAUCCCAGCAACUGAGGUGGUAUCUAGAGGUGAAAUAGGCAAGUGAAAUGGACACCUCUGCUGUGAAUGUUUUAGAAGAGGAAAUUCAAAAAAUGUUGUAACUAAAAGCAAACUACAUUGUUGAAUAUGGGUAUCGGCUUUCUUUUUCACUUUGAUUCUUAACAUAAUCAGUCAACUUCCACAUUAAUGAAAGUUGACCAUAGUUAUUUCCAAAUAAAAAGAAACCAACUCUUACCAGGUCUUGGACUGUGAUGUCAUUCAGUUUUUUGCUGGUUAUUUGCAGAUUAUUCAGUUUUAUGCUGUUUCUAAGAGCAGAACUCAUAAGAGUGACAUAGUCAGCUGCUGACGGCACCUCUGCCACGCCAUUCUUACGCUCAGUUCAGUGGGUGAGCUUGCCUGGUGGGGUGUGGUGCGGCCCUGUCUCUACGCUCUUCUAUUUUUGGUAUAUUUCCUGUCUAACCUUCAAGUAGCUUUCAAUUCUGCUUUUUUUCUUGGACUGGCUCCAUUCUGAAUCUGUGCUAAAAUCUUUCAUAAAGAGACCUCAGUUGAUAGCGUAACAGACUACACAAUGCACUGAUGUUUUCAUAAUGUUUUAGGGACCCACUGCAAGAAGCUUGCCUCCUCCUUUUAAUUGUAUUCAUUUAGAUUUUGAUUUUCCAUGUUAAGAAGGUGAGGUCCAUGUUGGUGCCCUUCAGAAUAGAGAACCCUAUAAACAUUAGGAAUGAACAGAGGCCUUAGGAAUGAAUAGAGAGUUUGCCUUAUACGAUUUCCUGUUACAGAACUCUCCCUCUCAUGCAAAGUAGGGAACACCUUUUGAGCAUCUUUGGAUUUGACAAACGGUGCUGUUGCAAACACUCUUUUUUUUUUUUUGGAGAUGAAGUCUCGCUGUUGUCACCUGGGCUGGAGUGCAAUGGCAUGAUCUCGCCUCACUGCAAUUUCCACCUCCUGGGUUCCAGCAAUUCUCCUGCCUCAGCCUCCCAAGUAGCUGAGAUUACAGGUGCCCGCCACCAUGCCUGGCUGAUUUUUGUAACUUUAGUAGAGACGGGGUUUCACCAUGUUGGCCAGGCUGAUUGAACUCCUGACCUCAGGCGAUUCACCCGCCUCGACCUCCCAAAGUGCUGGGACUACAGGUGUGAGCCACUGUGCCCGGCCCGCAAACACAUUGUAAUUGACAACAGUAGGGCUCUUGUACAAAAUAGUCAUGAUGGCCAUGGAAGUUUUACCUUAUUCUGUGAGAAGUGUUCUCAAACUUAUUAAGUGUCUAAACUAAGGUUUAGUGCUUUUUUAAAGGAAAGUUGUCCCAGGAUUCAUACUAAAGAAAGCAAAAGUUAUUUCAACUGAUCCACCAGUGGAAUUAGAUGGGUAGAGUUAGGUUCUUGAGUUUUAUCACCACUUAGUUCCCACUGAAUUUUGUAACUUCCUGUGUUUGCAUCCUCUGUUCCUAUUCUGCCCUUGCUCUGUGUCAUUUCAGUCAUUUGACUUAGAAAGUGCCCUUCAAAAGGACCCUGUUCACUGCUGCACUUUUCAAUGAAUUAAAAUUUAUUUCUGUUCUAGUG
Messenger RNA from Macaca mulatta (Rhesus monkey), 5244 nucleotides. RefSeq names its product glucosamine (N-acetyl)-6-sulfatase (gene GNS). Gene Ontology annotation, molecular function: N-acetylglucosamine-6-sulfatase activity; glycosaminoglycan binding. The record is from RefSeq and is a predicted model, not a curated record. Gene Ontology annotation, biological process: glycosaminoglycan metabolic process. Lineage: Eukaryota; Metazoa; Chordata; Mammalia; Primates; Cercopithecidae.